Carassius carassius (crucian carp) is the source of this 7451-nucleotide messenger RNA. Its product is annotated as serine/threonine-protein kinase WNK1-like. The record is from RefSeq and is a predicted model, not a curated record. Gene Ontology annotation, cellular component: cytoplasm; cytosol. Gene Ontology annotation, molecular function: chloride channel inhibitor activity; ATP binding; potassium channel inhibitor activity. Gene Ontology annotation, biological process: intracellular signal transduction; negative regulation of sodium ion transport; positive regulation of potassium ion import across plasma membrane. The transcript is spliced from 25 exons. Bases 1124 to 5971 code for a protein of 1615 amino acids. Lineage: Eukaryota; Metazoa; Chordata; Actinopteri; Cypriniformes; Cyprinidae.
CUCGUCUCUGAUGAAAGACAAGCAGGGGGAGUGGACAGAGUCCGGCUUAUUGUUUAUCACGAAACCGGUUUGUUCAUCUAGCAUGUAGCAUGCGAUGGCGAAAAUGUUGGGAAUCGAUGGCAUGCAGAUUCUGUAGCUUUGAACCCUAAGUAUGCAUAUCGUAUACAUCUGUUCGGGAUAUGUCGCUGUCAACAAUAGAGCCACGCUGCAUCCAAAGCCAAGUUUCACGUCGGCGUAAAUGCACAUAGUAUCGAAGCUUUACAGAUAUUGUUCAGCAUCCUGUUGAUGUAAAUACAGAAACAUCUUGCACUGCUUCGUUUGCACGCACGGCGUCAUGCAGUAGAUGAGUGUACAAGGAAGGAAGAUGAAUCGAGGUCAGUUGAAAGGGAAUAACAAAGAACCUGCUCUGCAGUCUCGCGAGCAACGUUUAGCGGAAGCGGCACGUUGUUGUAGUGUUUGACAUUCGAACUUCGCUAGAGACUGUUAGAGCGGAGGCACAGUAACCGACGUUUUGCCAUUUUGUCGGUGUUUUACUGAAUAUAAAUUAAGCUAAUCUAGAGACGCCGAGCUGUUCUUUUGCCUCGCGCAGGAUAAACGUUAUUUCAAAUACUGAGCACGCGCGUUUGGGGAAUUACCGGUUAAACCUGGAGACGGCCGUUGGUUAUUCACCGAUAAGACGACGACACUAAACAUUAUGUAAAUCAGACGCAACCGUUAAACUUUGUGCUCAGAGUUGAAAGUGAUUAUAACAUUUAUCAGCAGGCUCCUGCCCUGCCCCCUCAGGAAAUCCCCUAUGUGGAUUGAAUUCACCCUGCUGUUUUACACAGGAUGGAUGAGCUGGAUGUGAGGUCUCCUUUUUGUCAUCAUCAUCAGCACCACAUUUUGAUCUGUGCAUGGAUCCUGCGUUACCUUUAUCACCAAGCACUUCCUGUGCUCCUCUCCAACACCUUAGUUUGCAAGAGUAUUGACUUUAUCUGAACUGCUGUUUUGAGAGGAGAGAGGUUUGGCAAUUUUUCACUUGGUUUGAAGCAACCUCUCGUUAUCACACAUUUAUACUGCUUUCUUUCCAUAUAUGGAUAGCAUAUAAGAUUUGAACCUACUUCUCACUCCACUCAGUGGAGAAAUGUCAGAAAAUCUCAACGCCAAUAUGGUCAAGUUCCUUUCCCCCCCUUCGAAAAACAUCAAUGGCUCCAGCUCAGACACGCUGGUGGGCGAGCGUCUAGGUGUCGAGGUCCGCCGUCGCCACCACACCAUGGAGCGAGAACUGCUGAGGGCAGAGCACCGUUUCUUCCGUCGCAGCGUCAUCAACGACUCCAAUGCUACGGCGCUGGAGCUGCCCAGCAAAAACGCAAUCCUAACCAUCUCAGCGGACUCCCACACUCUUGUUUCUGAACCUCCUGUCUCAGAAAGCAAAGCCGCUUCAGCCCCACAAUCUGAAGGACUGGUUGAACCAAAAGAGGAGGGUGAUUGUGUCAAGACAGCAGUAGAGUCAACGCAGGUGUUAAUUGCGAAUACCACAAAUCUUCUCUCUGCAGAAGCGCCACGUUUGGAUGCAGAGUUGAAGUCUAGAGAUAGUGCUGAUGCAGAACGAGAGGAUGAGAAAGAGGAGGAUGAAGAAGGUAAAGACAAGGCCCGAGCUAAGACAGAUUUGCGGGACAUGAAGGCAGAGCUAGAAGACAAUGAGGAAGUUGAGACAAAUGCAGUCGGGACAUCGCCGGAUGGCCGCUUCUUGAAGUUCGAUAUUGAGAUCGGACGUGGUUCUUUUAAGACAGUCUACAAGGGUCUGGAUACUGAAACCACAGUGGAGGUGGCAUGGUGCGAGUUGCAGGAUCGCAAGUUGUCCAAGUCAGAGCGGCAGCGUUUUAAAGAGGAAGCCGGAAUGCUGAAGGGUCUUCAGCAUCCCAACAUUGUACGCUUCUACGACUCCUGGGAAUCAUCCUUGAAAGGGAGGAAGUGUAUUGUCCUGGUGACUGAACUCAUGACAUCUGGGACACUGAAGACGUAUCUAAAACGGUUUAAGGAGAUGAAGAUCAAAGUCCUGCGCAGCUGGUGCCGGCAGAUUCUGAAGGGGCUGCACUUCCUUCAUACCAGGUCGCCUCCCAUCAUCCACCGGGACCUCAAGUGUGACAAUAUCUUCAUCACCGGACCUACCGGAUCUGUCAAGAUUGGAGACCUGGGCCUGGCUACCCUCAAGAGGACCUCCUUUGCCAAGAGUGUCAUAGGUACCCCUGAGUUCAUGGCGCCUGAGAUGUAUGAGGAGAAGUAUGACGAAUCGGUGGAUGUGUAUGCCUUUGGGAUGUGUAUGCUGGAGAUGGCUACUUCUGAGUAUCCGUACUCCGAGUGUCAAAAUGCAGCUCAGAUCUAUCGCAGAGUCACCAGCGGGGUGAAGCCUGGCAGUUUUGACAAAGUGGCUAUUCCUGAAGUGAAGGAGAUCAUUGAGGGUUGCAUACGUCAGAAUAAAGACGAGAGGUAUUGCAUCAAGGACCUCUUAAGUCAUGCGUUUUUCCAGGAGGAAACUGGGGUUCGUGUAGAGCUUGCUGAGGAGGAUGAUGGAGAGCUAGUGUCCAUAAAGUUGUUGCUGCGCAUUGAGGAUGUAAAGAAACUUAAAGGGAAAUACAAAGAGAAUGAAGCCAUUGAAUUUUCCUUUGACUUGCAUAAAGAUGUACCAGAUGACGUUGCCCAAGAAAUGGUCGAUUCGGGAUAUGUUUGUGAGGGUGACCACAAGACCAUUGCAAAGGCCAUAAAGGACAGAGUUUCCCUGAUCUCCCGUAAGAGAGAGCAGAGAAAACUUGUGAGAGAGGAACAAGAAAAGAGGAAGAUGGUGCAGCAGAAUGACCCCUCACAGCUUGGACUGCAUACCGACACCACAGACAAGCCCCCUGGUCCCGCUCUGGGCACGGUCAUUAUGGAGUCUGAAGAACAUGAAGCAGAUCAGCAUCAGCAACUGCAGCAGCCUGGGGCCUCUGCUUCCACUGUAGGUUUUGUGGACCCUCAAGGUUCAGCGUCGGUCCCUGAGACUCACCCUGCCCAGCCAGGCACAUCUUUCAGCACCGUACAGCCUGAUCCACAGCCACAGCACACCAUGAUCCACCCACAAAGCAUGUCACAGCACCCAGCCCAAGCCCCUCUGCAGCAGCCGAGCAGUACUUUGACACCGGGUCCCACUGCCCAGACUGGAACUUACAUGUACUCCUCUUACGUGUUGGGUCAGGUGGCCACUCUGCCCUCUGCCGUUCACCCUACCGUCCCCUUACAGUACCAUCAGCCACCUCAAGAUGGCAGUGCUCCCCCUCCAGGCCCUCAAAUCUUACAGAUAUGGGCAUGUCAACUCAGCCCUCCUGUUUUCUCACCACCUCCAAAUGCUGAACAGCUCUAUUUUCUAUAUCAGGCCUGUCAGGCACCACUGACCGUGUCCCAAACGCAGCCAGUAGAGCAGUCACAACCUCAAACAACUCUGGCUCCAGCCUCCACAGAAAGUGGUCACUCUGAUGCUGCUUCUGGUCUGAGCGAUGGGAACGAGGGCAGGCAUGAGGGGCGCUCUAUGAAACGACCCCAGAGCCGCUCUGUACGCAGCCACUCCCGCCACGAAAAGAUAGCCAAGGCCAAGCUCAAGCUCAACGUGCUGAAUAUUUCUAAUAUUGGGGACAGAGUUGCUGAAUGUCAGCUGGAAACCCAUAACAAGAAAAUGGUCACAUUCAAGUUUGAUUUGGAUGGUGAUAAUCCUGUAGAAAUUGCUGAAAUUAUGAUUGAAAGUAAUUUUAUCUUGGAGAGCGAGCGGGAAUCCUUCAUAGAGCAGGUUCGAGAUGUCAUUCAGAUGGCAGAUCAGAAAGGAAAAGCUCAGAAAAAUAGCCAAAAUCAGGUGAGCAGUAAUUUGGGCCAGCAAGUACCUGAAAUUUCUACAUCCAUUCUGCCUGGUGUGCCACCGAGUGUAGCAGCACAGGUUGUACAUUCGGCAGGCCGGCGCUUCAUAGUCAGCCCAGUUCUUGAAGCAAAACUACGCGAGCCGUUUUUUGGACCUCCUUCUGCAGACACAUCAUUUGAAGACUCUACACCAGCAUCUGAUCCCACACCAGCCAGCAUUGUUCAGCAGGACCAAGCUAGCUUUGCACCCGGCUCAACCCAGAUUGCUGUGGUACCACCCACACCUGGAGGUCUUGCCCCAGAGACUUCUCAAUACCAAAACCCUGUCCCAGCAACCACUGCAACGCUGACAGAAGUAACCACUCCUGCACCAUCUACCACUUUAGCCCCAACUGAAUCACCAGCUCCACGUCGGCUGUCACUUCCCACCCCUUCACAAACUCCUCAAAAUGUUGUGGCUGAGAGCAAUGGCUUGGAUUCUCAAGCUCAAGCCAGCAUUCAGCAGGCACAAGUCGGCACCUCUUCUGUUCCUGUGACGCAACCAUCUGCGACAGAUGCUGAGAGUGAUGUACAGGGGAAGCCGCCUGGAAUUGAAGACAUCCAUGCUUUAGAUCAGAAGCUGCGUUCCCUUUUCAAAGACUCCUCCCAGAGCACCUCCAACCAACCUGAUGGAUCUGGAGAGACGUCUACGUCCUCUCCACCCAGUACUAUCAGCACUAACACUCCUGGCUUUGUCUCCGGUGCGACACCUUCCAGUUUGUCUCUCAGUUCCAGUGGGAACUUUGCACCUGGUGCUUUUGCCUCUGUGACACCUACAAGCUAUGCCCAGACACCAUCUGCAGAUCUGUCCCCACAAAGACCACAGACCUCCGUAUCUGUAAUUCAACCAGAUGGACAGACCAGUGCUGAGGAGAAAGAGCCAGCAACAUCACCAUCCGAGAAAGCUUUAAAUCUUGGCAGAUUUCAGGUUUCUGUGGCCAGGGAUCAAGACCCAAGCACUGCUGAAGAUCCAGCAGUCAUAGUCUCAUCUUCCUCCAUCACCCCAUCUUCAACAACAACGUCAUCAUCACCAUCAUCUCUCUCUAGCCCUGAAAACACUGUUCAUAAAUCUCAGACCCCUCACAGGGUCAGCCCUGAACCCGUAUCUACCACUACAGUCGGCCGCUUUCAGGUGACCUCCAGCACUGACAUCCAAGUGGGCCGCUUCUCAGUGACUCCAGCAGAAGGAAAGAGCUCCUCCAUAAUCUCUGCUGAGGGACCAGACUCAUCUAUAGAGUCUAAAAUGACCCCUUUCACCAUGUCCAUCACCAAUCACUACCUCAGCAGUGACAAUGACUCUGAACCAGAAGAUGAGGGUUUUAAACAAGAGAUGAACAAGCUUAGGGAGAGACAUAUGGGUGAGAUCCAGGCAUUACAGAAUAAACAGAAGGAGGAAAUCGAGGAACUGUAUACACGUCUGGGCAAAACGCCACCUUCUGUGGUGAUUCCUCCAACUGUGGCCAUCACAGGCAGACGGAGACCCUCUAAGAGCAAGGGGACCAGGUCAAGAAGUGGUAGUGGUACUGGUUCUUUUCAACAAGGGAAUAAACAAGCUGUACAGAUUGGAAGUUCAGUCAAUCAGUCAGCCACUGGAAAGACAGAAACCAUACCAGGCUCAAACGUUCAUGUGCUAGGUACCACAAGUCCAGUGAGAGAAGAGAACGGACAGAGCCAUGACCAGGACCAAGCACCUGCUGCUAAUCUGCCACACAAGGGCACAUUCACAGCUGACCUCCAUGAGCUGGUUGAUAACUGGGCCAGGGAUGCCAAGAACAAGAUGCCACAGAUGCCACGUAAAUACUCUGCACCAGGUCAGCUUUGUUCCAUGGGUGGCAAUAUGCUAGCAGCCACCAACCCUACAGCCGGGCGGAAGGGUUCACUGUGUGUGCCUAAUCAGCAGUUUGGCUACACCUGCCCCACCUACAGCAUGCCCCAGUGGGCUCAGUCAAGCCCACUAUCAUCCACCGCUCCCCCCGCAGGACUACAGCAGGGCUUCCUCGUACCCUCAGGAGCUCACCAGUCUGGAAACAGCUGCGGGUCAACCAAUCUACGCACCACUCAGGCGAGCUGAAAUAGCAGGGUUGGUUCAAGGAAGGGAAAAGCUGUGCCUCGUGGGGUUGAGAUUAUCGGACCUAGUGCUUUACAUGGAUGCAUUUUAUCCGACAGUUUACAUCUGAAAAACUUUCAAGUCCAUAUAAUGUGACUCGGGUUAUUCGAAUCUGCUUUUUAAAGACUGAUAGAUGAAUGUGUUAAUUUGAUAAAGAGGCACAGAAAGGGUUAAACUGGUGUAUGUUGUCUUAAACAUCAGCUAUAUAGCCUUAUAGUACGGAUACCGUCCUUACUGUAAUAAAGUCAGGCAGUGAAAUACAGUGAUGGUGUUGCAGUUUACCAACAGAAGAGUUAGUGAAUGGAUGGAAAAAGAAGACUACACCACCAACACAAACCUGAAUGAGUGUAUCCUACAUACGAGUCUAGACUGUUGGAAGACGGAUAAAGAAGGUAGGAAGGAAUGAAUGUUAGGAGUAACGGCAUUUCAGAGACAAGUAUUGUGGGACUUAAGUUGUGUAUUGAAAUGAAAGGAAGAGGAUGUGCAAUUGGGGGAGAUUUAAGCAGGGUUUUAUAGCUCUUCGUACUUGCACGUAUUUCUUAGCAUUGUUAAUUUGUGACUUUUUUUAUAUCGUUUUAUGAUGAGCUUACAAUAAUACAGUGUAUCUUAUAUAGACAUUCACCACUACUCCACAUCCAAACCCUUGUAUGUUAGUGGAUAGAAUGCUUAAUUUGGAUGAGAGUGAGCAUCCUGUAUGAAAGCACAUUUCUUUUCGUCCAAUCGCAUGUUGCUUUCAAUUUGAAUUAAGCUAGCCUUAAACCACAGGAUAAUGUCUUCCCCAUCUUUAAAAUGUCACACAACCAUCAAAGCCCUUGCUGUAGUAAAUUAAAUACUUGAUCUUUGUGGUGAAAAUAUGGUGCAUUUGACUGCAGCAACAUAGAAGUACAGUAUUAAACUAUAGCAACUCAUUAACAGUUUGUUAUAUCACUCCCCCAAACCAUUUUUUUCUAUACCACAAAUUGAGUGCCAAUUGUUUGCGGAUGUGACAUGCCGUCACCUCUAAAAUGAUCCGCUAGACUUCUCUAGAGAAGGUAAAUGUUACUGCAAUGCAGAAAACAGCAUUUAAAGGUUUAACCAACCAGGGAGGGUUUAUUUGUUACUUUUGAUACUUGAGUGCACAGAUUUGAAUCCUUUGUAAUUGACCAAAACCACAUUUGGACACAGUUAAAACCAUUGAAAUACCACUAAUCAUAGUCACACGAUCCCAUCACAUGACUGAAAUUCUGAAAACUGAAUGGUUUCACAAUCCACAACUCACAUAUUCCCAGAGUAAACAGCAUUACAUUUGUGGGGUCAAAAAUUGCUGCUGAUGUUUGCUUUCAAAAAGUUUCCAUCCAGGGUCCUUUUGGUGAUUUAGCUAUGGUUUUGUGUUAAAACAAAAAAUGUGUAUAUAUAUAUAUUAAAAUGCUUAAUAAAACAUUUUGGACUUUUCCUCCUCCCACAA